Molecule: messenger RNA, 453 nt
Organism: Periconia digitata
Lineage: Eukaryota; Fungi; Ascomycota; Dothideomycetes; Pleosporales; Periconiaceae
Source: the annotation of a GenBank genome assembly
AUGCGCAAACUCGCCCAAAUGGAAUCCAUCCAGUCGAUUGGCAGGAAUAGAAUCGGCCCAGCCCUCAUCGCCGCAGAGCUGGGGGCUAAAAUUAAUAUCAACUGGUUCUGGCGAAGCGCACAAGUGGAGUUUGAACACCUCCAAAAAUUCUAUAGUCGCUAUCAAGACUCAAUCAUGCCAGGAUCUCCAAUGCCAAAAAUAGUCGACGACGCUCUCGGAGCCCUCGAGCUUGCUCUGGUCAAUGAACUCCACACCCGCAUUAAACAGUUCGGAGCCAUGGUGAUUCAACGACCUGGAUUUCGCAGCAUCUACGACUCAACAACAUCACCUGUCAGAAGCAACACACAACAAUUAAUGUACGAUGUUAAGACAAGGAUUAAGUCACAGUUCACCCAACAGAACAGCAAUGUACCAGUCAGAGAAGCCCUCGCCUAUCGCACAGAAAGGCUUUAG